GAUAAUGAAUAAUAGUGAUAAUAUCAAUGCGCAUGCUUUACUGUCCAUUGUGCACGGGUGCAAUGAUUUGAAAGAUCUAGAACUGGAUGAUUAUGAUCUUUCACCAUUUCUAGAGAAGAGCUUACAUUCCUGUAUGUGCAAUGUCACUUAUAUUCGACUGUUUGGAUGUACUCUUUCGGAUACCCAGGUUACCAACCUACUGUGUGAAGCUCCGCAAUUAACAAAAAUUACCCUUUGGGCUGUCAAGUGUGUGGCUGAUGGCCACUGCGGAUGUUAUGACAAAGAGUUCCAUGGUAAAAAACAAAUAGCGGGGAACGACCUUAAAACACUUGAGGUAAACGAAAGAUAUUACCAACAUAGGCAAGUGAGUGUGACAACAUGUCAUAUUUAUGAUUCCUCUCAAGUUUUUGUCCAUGUUUUGCAAUCGGACAGCCUCACAACUCUUUUAAUUGAUGAAUAUGAGUUUUCGGACGACCCGGGCUUGGAAAUGUUCAUACCGAGAUGCAACAAACUACUAAACCUUGAAUUAGACAACAUUAUCCUGGAUGCUCGUAACAUCAUUACAAUAAUUAAAAACUCAAAGCCUGGAGCUGAAUUGCAAAUAAAACUUAACAAGAUGGUGAUUGGAGAAAAUGCCAGCCACUUAAGAGAUAUGCUUUACGAUUUGCCAUGUGUUGACGUUGCAUCUUUUUCUGCCAAUGAUAACGAGAUUAUAAAAGCCUCCAUCAUCGUUACAACACCAAGAGAGGAAAGUGGUGACGAAAUUAUCAAUGAUGACCAGUCCUCAUAUGAUGAAGCAAGACCGCUUCUUGAUCAACAAAUUGAGAACGUUAGUGAUUCAAGUGAAGUGUAUUUCGAAGUGAUGUCGAUGUCGGAAGCCAAAAAGAAGAACCUUUCGUGCUGUAAAUGUAAUAUUCAAUGAACUUGAUGUAAGAUAAAGUUGAGGUUCUGAAUUCUCUAUUCGUACAGCCCAUGAUUAUAUUUUACAUUAAACAUUUAAAAAUAAAACGUUUGAGAAUGAUAAAUAGUAUCGGGGUUUUUAAACAGCUUGAGUCAUUGUUUGUUAUAUAACAAAGAAACUCGCAAACAGUAUCGUCAAACUAAUUUGUCAAAAUGUUUCACGAAU
Mya arenaria is the source of this 1126-nucleotide messenger RNA. RefSeq lists its product as uncharacterized. Lineage: Eukaryota; Metazoa; Mollusca; Bivalvia; Myida; Myidae. The transcript has 2 exons. The record is from RefSeq and is a predicted model, not a curated record. The coding region runs from base 5 to 922 and encodes 305 amino acids.